This is a messenger RNA of Doryrhamphus excisus (bluestripe pipefish), 2713 nucleotides long. The record is from RefSeq and is a predicted model, not a curated record. NCBI's taxonomy places the organism in Eukaryota, Metazoa, Chordata, Actinopteri, Syngnathiformes, Syngnathidae.
AAAAUCCCGGCCUCACAAUGGUGAUACUUAAAGGGGACCUUAUCCUUUUCCCACUUUUCUGAUCUCUAAAUGCAGUUACAAUGUUGUAUUCUCGUGUUAAACGAUGCCAAAGUUUCAGAAAAUUAAAUCAAAUUAAGUUAGCCCUAAAAGAAGUUUGAGAUGGCUCAAAACCUGUGCAGGUUAUUGUGUGUAGCUGCUCUAUGGGAGAGCACAUCAAGAUAAUCUACCUCAGAACACUUUUUAGCCAAACUUAGGUCUCCCUUAAAUAACGACUUACAACCAGCACUAUAACAAUAUUUAUCAAUCCAGAAAUUAUACAUAUGGAAGUAAAUUACAUAACAUAUACAGCCAACAGGCUCAUCAAAAUGUCUGAAGGUAAUUUCAUCUGCAAAAAACCUUUGGGAACCACUGCGUUAGCCUUACUUGAGUCCUGUGGCCCAGGGCUAAGACCUAAGGUGAGGAAUAAGGGGCGGAAUCGGGAUUCAGCAUCGGGAAGACUGCCUGUACAUAUUUGUUUUGGUUUUUGUUGUCAUGGUUACAAGUGGCAACCUGCUAAACAUCUUUAUUCUUUGAGAUCGUCACAAAGACACAGGUCAUUUGACUAUGAUGUCACAUAAAUGUUCUUUGCUGCUGGUUUUUGCCUUAGAUGCCUGUUUGUUGCACCAUUUUGUACUCGUGUAUUUUUUUUUCAUUUAGCUUUUUUCUCAUUAUUAACAGCCACUGUUACCUAAAUUGAUCAAUUUGACUUCUAAAAAAAAUCAUACUACAGGAAAUGUCCAAGUGGCUCACACAUGCAACUGUCUGCAGAUCGGUGGGAAUGUUUCUAAGCAAAGAUAUAGCGUUUCAUUUAAUGCCCCGGUCGAAUGCAGUCGGAGUUCUACCUUUCACUGGUGGGUGUUGAAGUCCAGAGGUUUCAUGCCUGUGAAGACAUGGCUCGGAAAGGUUUUGCCCUCUUUCCACUCCAGCGUGAGGAACCAGACGAUGGAGCGUUCCAACUUAUCGGUGACUCUUGAGUGCCAGAUCUCCUCUCCCACCUGUAGCUACACGAUGGAGGAAGUUCUCGGGGCUGGGUCCUUUGGUGAGGUGGUCCAGUGCAGGAAGAUGUCAUCGGGCGAGACCGUAGCUUUGAAGGUGAUCAAGGACAGCAGCAAGAUGGAGGAGGCCAAGGAUGAGGAGCGCGUUCUGAUUGAGCUGAAGGCACGUGGCUCGGACCGGUUCAAUAUUGUGAGCUGGAACGACUCCUUCACCUUUCAGGGGCAGUUUUGUCUGGAAUUUGAGAAGCUGGACAUGAGCCUCCAUCAGCUGCUCGAGUGGCGCCUUCCUUUGUCGCUGAUGGAGAUCCGACCUGUUCUGCAACAGUUGGCCACUGCACUGCAGUUCCUGAAGAGUGUGGGGAUUGUCCACUGCGAUCUGAAGCCAGACAACGUCAUGGUAGUUGACCACCUGCAGUUGCCGCUGAAGGUGAAGGUCAUUGACUUUGGCUUGGCUCUACAUGCCUCGGAGCUGUCUCGGGGGACGACGGUGCAGAGCAUGUGGUACCGAUGUCCCGAAGUGCUGCUAGGACACGAGUGCAACGAGGCUAUCGAUGUGUGGUCUCUGGGCUGCAUCGCUGUGGAGCUGCUGCUGGGCCAUGCUCUGUUUGACGGCUGUGAUGAGUACAGCAUGCUGUCACAGAUCAGCACCACGCUUGGAAAACUGCCAGCCGGCCUCCUUGAUGCAGGAAUAUUCACGUCGUGCUUCUUCCGCAAGAAAGCCAAGAAAUGGAGGCUGAAGAACCGAGCUGAAAUGAUCACAGCUUAUGAUGGCACUCAACCUUUAAACAAGCUUUCAGAUCUCCUGGAGGUUCGUUUUGUGCGACCCAUCAACUGCACCGAUGAGGACUGGCGUGCCAUGCAGUGUGACCUUGAGAUCUUUGUGGAUUUAGUAUCUACAAUGCUUCAGAUGUACCCGCAAAAACGGGCAAGGCCGUGCCAAAUUCUGGAGCACCAAUUCAUUUCCAUGAACCACUUUGAUGGCAAAUUCCCAAACAGUGCUUACGUCAGGCUCUGGCGUGAGUGCAUGGAGAUGGGCCGAACGUGCCAGAACAAGGAGGCCUCUGCUAGGGCCAUUUGUAACAUGUCAAGCUUUACGUGUGGGGAUCACACCACCGGGCCCAGGAUGUUGGACCAGUCAGUCAUCACGAUCAACAGCGGCGAAUCAUGGCCGACGGGCACCAAUGGUCGCAGGAAGAGGAAACAAGACGCAAAUGAUGACGACAUCAUCAUUCGCGCCUCCGCUGCAAGUAAGAGGAGCAGCAGAGAUGCAGAAUACACGACAUCCAUCGACAGCUCCAGGAAGGGUGGGGGCUGCACGAUGCAGCAGCCACACAGCAGCCACAUAAAACUCCUCCACCUGGAAUGUGGUGAUGCCACAGUCCAGCGAAAGAACAAGGUGACGGUGCAGGCGCACGCCACAAAAGAAGUUGAUGGGAUCUGUGAAUUAUGAUUUAAUUCAUUUUCCAUUUUUUAAACUGUAUUGUCUUUAAAAGUAAAUUAUAUUUUUAAUGAAGCUUAUUGUUGGGUUUCGGGCGCCAUUGGGCCUAUCCUAUAUGGUUGUUUAGAUUCAGGUUUUAUUUUUCAUGAAUAGCUUUAUUUUUGUAUUCUCUCUAUUUUACCUGUUCAUUUUGUCAUGAAGAAAAUGUCUAUUUUUGUAUGAAGUUCAAGUUCAAAUAAAC